Molecule: messenger RNA, 1737 nt
Organism: Osmerus eperlanus (European smelt)
Lineage: Eukaryota; Metazoa; Chordata; Actinopteri; Osmeriformes; Osmeridae
Gene: rnf121
Product: ring finger protein 121
Exons: 9
Coding region: 73-1071 (332 amino acids)
Cellular component (GO): endoplasmic reticulum membrane; Golgi membrane
Molecular function (GO): ubiquitin protein ligase activity; metal ion binding
Source: RefSeq, a predicted model, not a curated record
AGAACUCUCUUGCAGCGUUUUGAUUGGAACACACAUCCUCAACCCGGAAUAAGCACUCCCUACUCCCCGAAGAUGGCCGGGGUGUUUGAGGUGGAGGUUGAUGGUGUAGAACACGAUCAUGGACUGGGACAUCACGAUGAACCAAAUCAGAUUGACUUGUCCCAGCUUUCACCAGAGGAGAAGUGGAGGGUGGAGCAUGCCAGGAUGCAUGCCAAACACAAGGGGCACGAGGCCAUGCAUGCAGAGAUGGUGCUGAUUCUGAUUGUCACCCUGGUUGUCGCCCAGCUGGUCCUUGUCCAAUGGAAACAGAGGCACCCCAAGUCCUACAACCUGGUGACCCUGUUCCAGAUGUGGGUGGUCCCUCUCUACUUCACCACCAAACUUCAUUGGUGGAGGUUCCUGGUAACGUGGUUCGUCUUCUCCGUGGUCACAGCUUUCGUUUCCUUCCGGGCCACACGCAAGCCCCUGGACUGCACCACUCCAAGGCUUGUCUACAAGUGGUUCCUCCUCCUGUACAAGAUCAGCUAUGCCACUGGGAUAGUUGGCUACACCGUCGUCAUGUUUACACUUUUUGGUCUCAACUUGAUAUUUAGAAUAAAGCCGGAAGAUGCCAUGGACUUCGGUGUUUCUUUACUGUUCUACGGUCUGUACUACGGGGUGCUGGGCAGGGACUUUGCAGAAAUGUGUGCGGACUUCAUGGCCUCCACAGUCGGAUACUACAGUGCGUCCGGCAUGCCCACCAAACAUCUCUCAGACAGCAUCUGUGCUGUGUGUGGCCAGCCCAUCCUUGUCGAUGUUAGCGAAGAGGGAAUUAUCGAGAACACCUACAGACUAUCUUGCAACCAUGUAUUUCAUGAGUUCUGCAUACGAGGAUGGUGCAUCGUCGGAAAGAAGCAGACCUGUCCGUACUGCAAGGAGAAGGUGGACCUCAAGAGGAUGUUCAGCAACCCCUGGGAGAGGCCACAUGUCAUGUAUGGUCAACUUCUGGACUGGCUACGCUACCUUGUCGCAUGGCAACCGGUCAUCAUUGGACUUGUGCAAGGCAUCAACUACAUUUUGGGCUUGGAGUGACCUGGUGCUGUGAAGGUCAAGGACACACAAGCCCCCUGAUGAAGAGACUGCACCAGCCUGGAAAACAGGGGGACCCCGCCCCCACAAUGGACUAAUUAACCUGUAUAAACAGUGUCUAAACGUGUACUUUUUGUAUAUAUUUAUAGGCACAUUGUAUUGGUAUUUAAGAUUAAUUUGAAUUUUACUAGUGAUAUGGGUUUGUAUGUCAAAUUUAAUGUUUUCUUUACUUUCCUCUGUUUUCUCAUCACAAAUCAUAACUAAAGCAUUUGCAUUGUUAAUGAAAUGGCCUAGUAAAGCGGUUGAUUGCGUUGCUUGUCUCAGACUCUUGUCUUAAAGUGUUAUAUUGGGUACGAGGGGUAAAUGGCCCAGGUAAGGGCUUGGACCACUAUCGAGGGCCAGUCAAACUAGUUUUUUUUUGUUGUGUUAAAUCUUACAACCAUGUGGUAGGGGUCUCCUGGUGUGCAGUGGCUGGUGGGUUGAGGGGUUGUGGUGCCUGUCUCCCCCCCCCCUCCCCAGGGGGUCCUCAGCCCCCCUGCUCUCCAUGGGUGGUUCUCCAGGUGCUGUAGUAGGCUGAAAGGCAGAUAACAUUUCACCGUUGGUUUUGUCUGUUCAUUGCUAUGUUUUGUUUUCUUGACUGUUUAUAAUAAAAGCCACAGUCAUGACCAA